AUGACGUUCAUGUGCCUUAAGCGUCUGGUUGCAGGGUAUGCAAGAGCAUACCCUGCAUACCCCGUGCGCGCGCCUAUGAUCAACUGCAAGUGGAAUUCAACCAAUCAGAAACUGCUUAGUAAUGAAGAUCCUAAGGUUAAAACUUUAAAAAGAUUAUGUGCUACACGAUGGGUGCAGCGUUAUGAUGCGGUAACAGAUUUCAUUGAACUAUUUGUAUUUGUAGUUGAAUCGUUAGAAAAUAUUUCUAAUUGGAAUGAUUCCACAUCAACGGAAGCUAAUAUACUAUUAAAAGCUAUUGAUUCAGAAUUUCUUAUAUCCUUACAAGUUAUACAAUUGGUUUUUUCUUUUGGUUUACCAUUGUGUAAGUUGCUACAAAAAGAACAAAUUGAUUUGAAAGAAGCAGUAAGCCUUGCUGAAGAUAUUAUAAAUGUAUUAAAAAAUAUCAGAUUAAAUUGUGAUACUGAAUUCCACAAAUUGUUUUUGCAUGCAAAAGAGAUGUCAGUAAUUAAAGAUAUAGACUUGAGUACUAAAAGAAUAUCUAAACGACAAGUAAAUCGAGCAACUCCAGAUCCCAAUUUAAGUGUUGAAGAAUACCACAAAGUGUCAGUAUUUAUACCCUACCUGGACUUUUUUUUACAACAACUAGGAGAAAGAUUUUCAAUACAUUCUGAAAUUUUUAAAGGAUUUCAAAGUCUAUUUUCUUAUACUUUAACUUCUAAUGAGGAGGUAUCAUUUAGAAAAUUACUUGAAUUUUAUUCACCUUCUUUGGAUGUGAACAACUCAAUUGCAGAAUUGAAAUUGUGGAAGAUAAAACUUGAGCGAAUAAACAAUAUUCCGAAAACUGCAAUUGAAGCAUUACAUGUGUGUAAUGCCAAUAUUUAUCCAAAUGUGCAUUUUAUUUUAAAAAUACUAUGCACACUUCCUGUUUCGACAAGUACGCCUGAAAGAAUGUUUUCCAGUCUUAAAAGGAUAAAAACGUAUCUUCGAAACACUAUGUCCGAGAAAAGACUUAAUGGUCUGGCAAUGUUGGCAAUUCAUAAUGAUAUUAUAUUUUCAAAUGAAGAGGUCAUUGAUGAGCUUGCCAAAAAGCCUAGGAAUCUGGAUAUAAUAUUGUAA
This is a messenger RNA of Rhopalosiphum padi (bird cherry-oat aphid), 1116 nucleotides long. RefSeq names its product 52 kDa repressor of the inhibitor of the protein kinase-like. The transcript is spliced from 6 exons. Lineage: Eukaryota; Metazoa; Arthropoda; Insecta; Hemiptera; Aphididae. The record is from RefSeq and is a predicted model, not a curated record. The coding region runs from base 1 to 1116 and encodes 371 amino acids. Gene Ontology annotation, molecular function: protein dimerization activity.